This is a messenger RNA of Siniperca chuatsi (mandarin fish), 5946 nucleotides long. RefSeq names its product sodium channel protein type 4 subunit alpha B-like. The record is from RefSeq and is a predicted model, not a curated record. Gene Ontology annotation, biological process: sodium ion transmembrane transport; neuronal action potential; membrane depolarization during action potential. Lineage: Eukaryota; Metazoa; Chordata; Actinopteri; Centrarchiformes; Sinipercidae. Gene Ontology annotation, cellular component: axon; voltage-gated sodium channel complex; plasma membrane. Gene Ontology annotation, molecular function: voltage-gated sodium channel activity.
UCUAGCUGGAAAACAGAAGGACGGAUUGAGUGGGAAGCAGAGUCAAGUAUAGCUGCAGUUGCAGUUGGAUGACUUCAGCCUUUCCGUAGCGAUAGCUACAGAGCAGGGUGGAGCCAACAUGGCUGACUUAAGACUAUAAUGUUUCAACCCAGCAGAUGUAUGGUUCUGGAUGACUGAACUUAAAAACAGUGAAGACUCAACAAGACAGACAGAUAGCUGAGACAAGUGGCAACCGGUGGAUGCAGAGGACAGACAACUGCAGCCAUGACGAGUAGAAAAAAUUCAUUUUUUGAGUUCUGGAGGAGCAAGAAGGAGAGAGGAGCUCUUCUGAGGAGAGCCAAUCAGCUAAGACUUCUUCCUUCACAGCUGAGGCGGUUGCUAGGUGACAGUGGAGUUCGGGCGGCACUGCAGAAUGGCAAGAUGGCGUCUCUGCUGCCCCCUGUUGGUACGGAGGUCUUCAGAUGCUUCACACUGGCCUCACUGGGGGAGAUCCAACGACGACAUGAAGCCGAGGAGAAGGAGCGACAGAAGAGGAAGAAGAACAAAGAGGUAGUGGAUAAUGACCUGUCUGAACCAGCCAGUGACCUGGAGGCAGGGAAGCCCCUCCCAUUCAUCUUUGGGGACCCGCCGCCUGAGCUUCUCAACACCCCAUUGGAGGAGCUGGAUCCCUACUACCAAUCACAGAAGACGUUCAUUGUGCUCAGUAAAGGAAACAUCCUCCACAGGUUUAAUGCUGAGCCGGCCUGUUACCUGCUGAGUCCGUUCAGCCCACUGAGGACUGUCGCCAUCAAGAUCCUCAUUCACUCUUUAUUCAGUUUCUUCAUCAUGGUGACGAUUCUGACCAACUGUGUUUUCAUGACGAUGAGCAAUCUUCCAGCAUGGAGCAAGACUGUGGAAUACGUGUUCACAGCCAUCUACACGUUUGACACCAUCAUAAAGGUUGUGUCCAGAGGCUUCUGUGUCGGAAACUUCACCUUCCUCAGAGACCCCUGGAACUGGCUGGAUGUCAUGGUCAUCAGCACGGCAUAUCUGACAGAGUUUGUAUAUUUGGGGAAAGUUUCUGUGCUGAGGACAGUUCCUCGAGUGCUGAAGAUCAUGACAGUCAUCCCAGGUCUGAAGAAGACUGUUGGAGCUCUCGUCCAAUCAGUGAAGAGGCUUGCUGGUGUCACUGUCCUGACGGUGUUCGGCCUCAGCAUCUUGGCUCUGUUGGGUAUGCAGCUUUUCAUGGGAAGUCUGAAGCACAAAUGUGUCAUGCUGCCGUGGCCUAGCAACCUGUCCGAAACAGGAAGCAGUGAUUUCGAUUUCAACGAGUACAUCAGCGAACCUGAGAACGCCUACUUCCUGCCUGAUCACUUUGAUGCUCUGCUGUGUGGAAACAGAUCUGACGCCGGGGUCUGCCCGGAGGGUUACGUCUGUCUGAAGACAGGGAGAAACCCAAACUACGGCUACACCAGCUAUGACACAUUUGGUUGGUCUCUGCUGUCCAUGUUCAGACUGAUGACCCAGGACUUCUCGGAAAACCUGGUGCAGAUGACGUUACGAGCAGCAGGUAAAACCCACCUGAUCUUCAUGGUCGUCAUCUUCCCCAGCUGUUUCUGCCUCCUCAGCCUCGUUCUAGCUGUGGUUGCCGUGGCGUCCGGCAAGCAGGAGGAGGACGGCGUCGCCGAGGCCAAACAGAAGGAAGAAGAGUUCAGUCAGAUCCUGAAGGCACUGAAGAAGGGAGAGGAAGAGGAGCAAGCAGCCUGUAGGGAGGAGCUCUCAGAGAAACAAGAUGGUGAAAACAGGAAGAGCCACAAGCAAACAUACACUGCCAUGGAAGAGUUUGAGGAGGACCGGAGGUCGUGUCCUCCAUGUUGGUUUGUCUUCGCCGACCUCCUCCUGAAGUGGAACUGUUGUGGUUGUUGGCGGUGGCUCAAACAGUGGCUCUACACCUUCAUCAUGAACCCGUUCUUCGACCUUGGGAUCGUCAUCUGCCUCGUCCUCAGCACUGUCUGCAUGGCCAUGGACCAUUAUCCAAUGACGAAGGUGUUUUCAUGUCAGCUGAGAGUCGCUCAUCUGAUCUUCACAGCGAUCUUCGCAGCUGAGAUGAUCGUCAAACUUUUGGCCAUGGACCCGUACGGAUAUUUCCAGGUGGGCUGGAACGUCUUUGACAGCAUCAUCGUCGGCAUCAGUCUGCUGGAGCUGUAUAUGGACGAAGUCGGCUGCUUCCUAGUGAUACGAGUGUUCAGGCUGGCCAGGUGGUGGCCGACCAUGCACAUGUUGAUAAAGAUCAUCAUGACCUCGGUAAGAGCAGUCUGGAACCUGACUCUCAUUCUGCUCAUCAUGGUCUUCAUCUUCUCCAUCGUCGGCAUGCAGCUGUUCCAGAAAGAGUACAAAGACUACGUUUGCAGCAUUGCAAUCGACUGCAAGCUUCCUCGCUGGCACAUGAACGAUUUCUUCCACACCUUCCUCCUCAUCUUCAGGGUCCUGUGUGGAGAGUGGAUUGAGACCAUGUGGGACUGCAUGGAGGUCUCAGGUCAGACCAUGUGUCUCAUCUUCUUCGUGAUGGUCCUGGUCAUCGGAAACCUGCUGGUCCUGAAUCUGUUCCUGACCUUGUUGCUGAGCUCGUUCAUCAGUGAUAGUCCAGAAAAAAAGGAAAAAAACAACCUGCAGAUCGCCAUAAGCCUGAUCAACAAGGCUGUGGCCUGGAAAAAGACUUGGAUCCUGGAACAUAUCUGGACUUUGCUGGGAAAGAAGAACCAUGUCAACCCAGACCACACAGCGGUCGCCAGUAAGGAAGACAACAGGAAGGAGUUCCUGGCCUUGAGCUUUGUGACUUCAGAACAGCCAGUGUCAGAGGUCAAGGCCCUCAGCGGUAACCAUGGCAACCUGACCAGCAACUACCCUAACAUCGAAUCCCAGAGGGUUGCCAUCGCUGCGGCCGAGAUCGAGCUCGAAUUCAAGACGUCUGAAAAUGAAGAAGAGAAAAAGCAGAAAUGUGACGACAUGCAGAAACAUCCUGAAGUCCAGCAGGACGAAGACGAUGAAGAUCAUAAAGGAAACACACCUGAGGACUGCUGCAGCAACAAGUGUUACCGUUGCUGUCCAUUCCUGGACAUAGACACGUCCCAGGGCAGAGGGAGGGUCUGGUCUAACUUCAGGAGAGCAUGUUUCUCCAUCGUACAACACAAAUACUUUGAGACCUUCAUCAUCUUCAUCAUCCUACUGAGCAGUGGAGCUCUGGUGUUUGAGGACAUUCACCUGCAGCACCGUCGGGUCUUAAAGAUGGUUGUGGAGAAAGCAGACCAGGUGUUCACCUACCUGUUCCUGCUGGAGAUGCUCCUCAAGUGGAUUGGCUUCGGACUCAAGAAAUACUUCACCAACGCCUGGUGCUGGCUCGACUUCCUCAUCUUACAGGUGUCUCUGGUGUCUCUGACAGCCGACAUGUUGGGAUUUUCUCAACUGGGAGCCAUCCAGUCUCUGAGGACUCUGAGAGCUCUGGGGCCCCUGAGGGCCCUGUCUCGCUUCCAGGGGCUGCGGGUGGUGGUGCGGGCUCUGGUCUGGACCAUCCCGUCCCUGUGUAAGGGGCUGCUGGUGUUUCUGGUCGUCUGGUUGAUCUUCAGCAUGCUGGGAGUUUAUCUGUUUGCUGGAAAGUUUUAUUACUGUUUCAAUGAGACGUCCGAGGAAAUGUUCUUUCCUGAGCAGGUGGACAACAAGAACGAGUGUUUGUCUCUGAUGGCUAACUACACCGAGGUCCGCUGGAAGAACACAAAGUUAAACUACGACAGCGUGUUGAACGGUUACCUGUCGCUGCUGCACCUGGCGGCAUCAGCAGACUGGAACGGCAUCAUGUACGCAGCUGUGGACUCCAGACAGGUGGAGUCUCAGCCGGUCUAUGAGUACAACCUGAACAUGUACCUGUACUUCAUCUCUUUCAUCAUCAUCUCCUUCUUCACCUUCAACCUCUUGAUCAGACUCAUCAUCAACAACCUGCAGAGAGACAAGUUUGGAGGGAAACAUAUUUUCACAACAGAGGAGCAGCAGAAACAUUACAAGGCUGUGAAGAAACUGUUCUCCAGGAAACCUGUUCCCCGACCUCAGGAUCAGUGCCAGGCUCAGCUCUUUGACCUGGUGACCAAGCCGUCUUUUGAAGUCUUCAUGUUCGUGUUGAUCUGCCUGAACAUGGUGGCUCUAUUGGUGGAGACGGACGAGCAGAGCUGGGAGAAAGAAUUCAUCCUGAAAUGGGUCCACAUCCUCUUUGUCAUCAUCUUCUUCACAGAGUUUAUUCUGAAGAUCAUUGCGCUCAGACAGCACUACUUCACAGACGGCUGGAACAUCCUCGACUUUGUGGUGAUCAUCGUGUCCAUCGUAGGCAUGUUCUUUGCUGAAGUAAUGGAGAAGUACAUUUUCCCGCAAGCUUUCUUCCCUGUGCUCCGAUUGGCUCGUAUAGGUCGUAUCCUCCAUCUCAUUCGCUGUGCCAGGGGUAUCCAGAAGCUGCUUUUGGCCUUUAUGAUGUCACUUCCUGCCCUCUUCAACAUUGGCCUCCUCCUCUUCAUCAUGAUGUUCACCUUCUCCAUCUUCGGCAUGUUUAACUUUGCCUAUGUGAAGAAGGAGGCCAUGAUCGACGACAUGUUUAACUUUGAGACGUUUGGGAACAGCAUGAUCUGUUUGUUUAUGAUCACCACGUCAGCUGGAUGGGGCGGUCUGCUGAGUCCCAUCAUGAACACACCUCCAGACUGCAAUCCCAACAUAGAGAACCCAGGAUCGAUGGUCAGAGGGAACUGUGGCAGCCCGGUGGUUGCCAUCGUAUUCUUCACUUCCUACAUUGUCCUGUCCUUCCUACUUAUGGUCCACCUGUACAUUGCCGUCAUCCUGGAGACUUCAAUAGAGGACACCGAGCCACUGUGUGAUGAUGACCUCCAGAUGUUUUAUAAGACCUGGAGGAAGUUUGACCCCGACACCUCGCAGUGCAUUCAGUACAGUAAGCUGUCAGAUUUCUGCGACACUCUGCAGGAUCCUCUGAAGAUUCCCAAACCAAACACCAUCAAACUGAUCCACAUGGAUCUGCCUCUACUUCCUGGAGACAAGAUCCACUGUGUGGACGUCCUUCUUGCACUCACUGCACAGGUGUUGGGUGAUUCAGAAGAGAUGGACACUCUUAAAGUCAGAAUGGAGGAAAAGUUCAUGGCCAACCCGUCCAAGGUGUCGUAUGAACCAAUCAGCAGCACCCUGCGGAGAAAACAGGAGGAGGUGGCAGCAACGGUGAUCCAGAGAGAGUACAGGAAACACCUCCGGCAGCACAGAGAUGCAGAGGAGACGGAGGUCGAGUCUGUGGAUGUUGGCGGUGGUGUUUCAGAUUCCUCCCGCCCGGGUGGAGCUUUAGAUUGAAAACUAUUACGUCUCUGUGUCUUCCACCUGGAUCAGGAACUGGACUACCUGAACACCUGCAUGGCUACUGUAUUUAUUAAGGUAACUACCAGUGAGGCCACCAAAAAAAUGUUAUUAGAUUGAUUGAUUACAGCCUAUUAACCUUCCACAGGGACUGCUGUAGGUCAGAGUAUCAUAUUUGUAAUUAUUAAUUCUCUUGUCUGUCUUUGAUACCAGCGUAUCAGGUUCCACAUAUUUGUUAAUGUUUACUGAUAUAUGUGCAGAUUUGUGUUGCUUUAACAGUAUUUCAGCUUACCCUGAAGGUCAAAUGAAUGCAUUAAUCAUCACAGUAGGAACAAAGGGUCACUUUAGUAUAUUUACCUCCAGUAGUAGCACCGCCACCCCAAUCAAUACCACCCUCAUGAAACCACCCCCCCAUGUAAAGGUUAACCACUGAACAUUGCUUUUAUACAUUUUUCCUUUUUUAUACAUUUUGUAUUGUAUUUUGUUGUGCAGUGUUGAUGUUGUCGGGUUUUGAUGUUUCUUUCAGGCUAUAUUUGUAAAACUAAACAAACUAAAUAAAUAAUAAUAAAAGCUCAA